Messenger RNA from Angiostrongylus costaricensis, 1725 nucleotides. The record is from the annotation of a GenBank genome assembly. NCBI's taxonomy places the organism in Eukaryota, Metazoa, Nematoda, Chromadorea, Rhabditida, Metastrongylidae.
AUGCGGACCACAAUGAUGGUAUUUAUUGGAGUGAAGCUAGAAGCUGUUUUUGGACGUACCGCUGUGAGUCCGAAUUCUCUCGCUGUCCAUGAGCAAACUGGUCGUAUAGCAUAUGUUGCCGGAGCCUCUGUGGUGCUAACAUGCCUAGACGGUACACAGGCAUUCGGAGAAGGCCACCUAGUUGGAGCUGCUCGUCAUCCGUUCACGUGCCUUGCGUUCAGCUCAUGUGGACGAUACAUGGCUACAGGAGAGUCUGGUCAUCAACCUCAUGUUCGGCUUUGGGAGAUCUACGAUGACGUGGGAAAUUUUACGGGACAAUCGAUCCGGAGCUUUCCGUUCCAUUCUAAUUCAGUUGUUGCCGUAGUUAACGCUAUUGCCAUCUCUCCGGAUAAUACGAUAUGUGUUACAGUCGGCUCAAAACACGUAAAAUAUUGGCAUCUUCCAGCUGCAGACUCUCAAGGAGCUGGUAUGCAGUCGCGCUCUGCAAUUCUUGCUGAUCGUCGUAGUUCCGUAUUUGUUGAUGUCGUUUUCCUGGAUAAUAAUAAAGUCCUGGCCGUCACGGAAGAUGGUGCAUUGGUGGAAUUUCUAAACAAGAAGUAUGUGAAAACGUAUCGUUACGAUGACCAUAGUAUUCCCCUUUGCGUGUCAGUCACAAAAGAAGACGUUGUGCUUGGUUUUACAAAUGGCGUAAUUCGUCUUUACGAUAAAGAUGACCUAACAUUGCGUGGUCGACUGCCACAUCCCGCGUUCAUUGGAAUGGAUCCGGCAUCUGCCAGUAGCGUGGAGGCGCUCGAAAUUCAACCGCAGCAAGCACGCUAUCCUGAUGUCCGCGCGUUGUGUUGCACGUCCUCUAUGAGGGAGUCAUUCAUAGCAGCAUACUCGGAUCGAUCAAUAUUCGUCUUCGAACGUGGUAAAGGAUCCGAUCCGUGGCGAAAACUGUCUAGUUCCAUGGCACAUGUCGGGCCGGUUACGGUAGUCAAGCGCUAUCCAUCCCACUUUAUCUAUCUUCCGAGCGGAUCAUUUAUUACGGCUGGUGCAGAUGGUACUGUACGAAUAUGGAAUAUGAGCAGGAAAUGUGAUCGGGUUUGUUCGAUACCAAGUUCAAAUCUGUUGUCAUCUACGCUCAAGAAGAUAAUUUAUGUAGAAGAGAACUUUUCGGCGCUAGUUGAACCACGGGGAGGUAUGCCUUAUCUGUUUGCUUCUGGUGGACGCGAUCGCCUGGUGCAUCUUUUCCGUCCCGGCAAGACGAGCUACGAGCACUGCAAUGUUAUAGAUGAUCACCAAAGCGCGUUGAAUGCAGUUCGCUUUGUACAGAAAAGCGAUGAACUGUACUUAUUCACAUGCGGUUCCGACAAGACAAUCAUUAUUUGGCGAUUGGUGCUGUUCACUCAUAAUGCUGUGCAGUUCAAUCGUGAAAAUCAGAUCUCAUCCCAAAUGGGAAUUAACGAUUUGUUGAUACCAAUAAGUGGAAAUAUUCUCCUGACAUCAUGCCAGGAUAGACAGUUACGAGCGUAUAGUCUUUCUGGAAAGCUACUAACGACGUUUUGCCUUGAUCCAUCAGGGAUCUAUGCGGCUAGUGUAUGUUCGGAUCGUCAUGUUUACAUGGUAGAAGUUCGUUCUGGGAAGUGCUUAGCGGCUUUGACGGGUAUCGGAGAAUCGGCUACUGACGUUGAAUUUUCCGAGGAUUGCAGGUCAGCAGUGUCCGAUUUCGUUCUUGACGUUUGA